Erythranthe guttata (spotted monkey flower) is the source of this 2289-nucleotide messenger RNA. RefSeq names its product L-type lectin-domain containing receptor kinase IV.1. Lineage: Eukaryota; Viridiplantae; Streptophyta; Magnoliopsida; Lamiales; Phrymaceae. The record is from RefSeq and is a predicted model, not a curated record. Gene Ontology annotation, biological process: protein phosphorylation. Gene Ontology annotation, molecular function: ATP binding; carbohydrate binding; protein kinase activity.
UCAUUAUCAUCUUGCUGUUAAAAGUCUUUCUUCCCAAAGGCACGUGAACGAAAUAAAUGAAACGCAUCUGUUUCCAUUCAAGAAAAAACAAGCCAUGUCUCCAAUUAAGCUUUUAGCAUUGCUUUUGCUACCUCAAAUUGUAGCCAUUUCAGCUUCAGAUUCUUCUCCUUUCACCUUCAAUGGAUUCAAAUCGGCUAACUUGAGCCUCGACGGCGUAGCCCAACUCGCACAAAACGGCCUCUUGAUUCUAUCAAACUUCACCAAACAGCAAACAGGGCAUGCUUUCUAUCCACACCCUCUUACUUUCAAGAAUUCCUCAAAUACCUCAGCUUUCUCUUUUUCGACCUACUUUGUAUUCGCCAUAGUUCCCCAAUUUCAGCUACUAGGAGGUCACGGGUUGACUUUCGUGUUAUCUCCGACAAGAGGGCUCCCAGGUUCUCUUCCAAGCACAUACCUCGGACUCUUCAACGAAUCCAACAAUGGAGAUAUUUCCAAUCAUAUAGUUGCAGUUGAACUAGACACCCUUAGAAGCGCUGAAUUUAAUGAUAUCGACGACAAUCAUGUCGGUAUAGAUAUCACCAGUUUGGAAUCGGUGCUAGCUAAGCCUGCAGGGUAUUACGAAAAGGGUGUUUUCAAGAAUUUGACUCUCAAUAGUGGCAAGACAAUGCAAGCUUGGAUCGAAUACGACGGUGUUUCAACACUAUUCAAUGUGACACUAGCUCCACUAAAAUCAAGAAAACCAAGUACUCCUCUGUUGUCAUUGAGGUACGAUAUUUCGCCUAUUAUCAAUCAGAUCAUGUACGUUGGAUUUUCGGCCGCGCCUUUACAGACAUCACAUUAUAUAUUGGGGUGGAGCUUCGAUAUCAACGGAGCUGCUCCACCGUUGGAUCUCUCAGAACUACCCAAGAUCCCAAGAAUCGGACCGAAGAAACAACCAAAGUCUUUAACAAUCGGUUUGCCUGUGAUCUCUGUAGUUUUACUACUGUUGGUUACCAUUUGCGUGGCUUACUAUGCUAGACGAAAAUGGAAGUUCGCCGAAGUUGUUGAAGGGUGGGAGCUUGAUUAUAUACCCCACAGAUUCACAUACAAAGAUUUGUACAUUGCCACCAAAGGGUUUAAAGAGAAGGAGCUAUUAGGAAGCGGGGGAUUCGGUAAAGUGUACAGAGGUAUAAUGCCUAAAUCAAGAAUCGAAGUUGCGGUGAAGAAGGUUUCUCACGAAUCGAGGCAGGGGAUGAAAGAAUUCGUGGCGGAGAUUGUCAGCAUGGGGCGGCUCCGCCACCGGAACUUAGUGCCGCUGCUGGGGUACUGCCGGAGAAAAGGGGAGCUCCUCUUGGUGUACGAAUACAUGCCUAAUGGGAGCCUGGAUAAAUAUUUACACGAUCAACCAAAAUCAACUCUCACUUGGGCGCAAAGAUUUAAAGUGAUCAAAGGCGUAGCUUCCGGGAUUCUUUACCUACACGAAGAAUGGGAGCAAGUUGUGAUUCACAGAGAUAUAAAAGCCAGUAAUGUAUUGCUGGACGGCGAAUUGAAAGCGAGAUUGGGGGAUUUUGGCCUAGCUAGGUUGUACGACCAUGGAUCCGACCCGCAAACGACCCAUGUUGUUGGUACUCUCGGGUAUUUGGCUCCGGAACAUACCAGAACGGGUAAAGCCACGACCAGCAGCGACGUGUAUGCAUUUGGGGCUUUUUUGCUUGAGGUGGUUUGUGGGAGGAGGCCGGUGGAUCCGAAGAGUUCGUCGGAAAAAGCGGUGCUUGUGGAGUGGGUGAUUUCACUGUGGAGUGGAGGUGAGAUUUUGGGGGCGGUUGAUCCGAAUUUGGGGGGUGAAUUUGCUGAGGGGGAAGUGGAAUUGGUGCUGAAAUUAGGUUUACUGUGCUCACAUUCGAGGCCGGAGAUUAGGCCUGGGAUGAGAGAGAUUGUGAGGUAUUUGGAGGGGACGUUGGCUAUGCCGGAGUUGUCGUCGGCGGCGGGUGUCUCCGGCGGGGAGUUGGGGUAUUAUUGUGAAGGAUUUGAUGAUUAUCGAUUCUCGUAUACGUCUACUGCGCAGACUGCCAUGUUUUCCGGCUCACUCUCUGUUUCGAAUUCCCUUAUUUCCGGUGGUCGGUGACAAAUUUUGUGCACCAAUUUUUAUGUUUUGCAUUUUUUAACGCAAGUAUGCUAGUUAUGUAUUAUUUCAAAUAUAUUUUGGAGCUCGUGUGUCAUGUUAAUUCAUAUUAAGUAGUAUUAUUAUUUAACAAACUCAAUUAAGAAUAAAUUCGUUUUGUAACAUUAAUAAUAAAUUAUUAUUAUUAA